UCAACCAGUUGCUUCGGCGCUUUCUUUUUCAAUGGACUGAAUUUUCUUUAAUUGCUCUAUUUACGCAAGCGAAACGAAUCGAUGCAAUUGUCCGGAUCCGGAAUCAUUGCAGCCUAGGCAACGCAAUCGCAAAGUAUUUGCGGCCCGUGAAUUGCGUCAGAGUGUGGGAAAUGAGAAUAAGGCGACCAUCUGUGCGGUGAUCGGUGGAAAACUCUUGAUUUUACAGUGGGCGCCCAGCCAAGGACGACCUAGAAACGCCCCAGAAAAGCCUCAGAAAGUAGGACAGGUGACAUCACUGCAGAAACAUGAUCCACGUCGGCGAGAACUCAUGGAAUCUGCGGAUCUUCAUCACCGAUCUGGCGCUGGAGAAGACGAUGCGCGUGCGCGGUGACCAGCACAUUGGAGGGAUAAUGUUGCAGUUGGUGGAUCCAGAGAAUCCUAAAGAUUGGUCGGAUCAUGCUCUAUGGUGGCCUGCUAGGAAUGUAUGGCUUAGCAGAACGAGAUUAACCCUUGAUCAGUGUGGUGUCCAGGCAGACAGUCUGCUGCACUUCACGCCCAUGCACAAGAUAUUGAGGGUGCAACUUCCUGACUUAAGAUAUCUCGACUGUCGGGUAGAUUAUUCCGUAAAAACCUUCUCCGCGGUGGUGAAUCUAUGCAAGCAGCUGGACAUCCGUUAUCCGGAAGAGCUCUCCCUAUGCAAACCUCUCGAGGCGGAGCACCUUAAACGAAACUUUGCUCAGGUGCCGCACCAAAAGCGUGUGCCCAUCGCCGAACCUGAUGGCACUACAUAUCUUCAGCCGGCUGCAGAUACAAACUCUUUUGUGCCUAUCAGCACAUCGUUUCACGGAGAAGGCGGUAGCACUGGCAGCUUGGACAAGCCCUCUGCUCCAGGAUCCUUCUUCUGUGCUCCACUGUCGCCACACAAUCACCGAGCACGUUCGCCCGUGGCACCGCCCACACCUUCCCCUGGCACGUGGAAGCAGAGCCAACUCGGCUAUGCCACCUACGAUUCGAGCUCCUCAAGUCUCGGCGACUUCCAAGAGAAUCUGGCCAGCUCACCGCCCACACCCUGCUCGGAUGUCCGAGCCCUUCAAUUGCGCCCCAAGUCGCUGGUGGAGAAGGCUCGCCUGAAUGUGGGCUGGCUGGACUCAUCGUUGUCCAUCAUGGAACAGGGCAUCCGGGAGUACGACACUCUGUGCCUUCGCUUCAAGUACUUUACCUUCUUUGACCUGAAUCCCAGGUGCGACCAGGUUAAUCAUCACAUAGAUUCCUCUCCCCAUGGUGGAACUGUGGAUUCAGGGAUUGAAACAUCCAGCCAGGAAAACGACAAUGAAGAUGAAAUCGAUUCGGCUCUCAAAGAGCUGCAGAUCACUCUGGAGGGACCCGAUUUCGGGGGAGAUCCGAGGAAUAUCACACGCAUACCGGAGCUAUCGGAUUAUUUGCGGUAUCUUAAGCCGCAGAGAUUUACGCUGCGUGGUUACAAGCGAUAUUACUUCACCUAUCGGGAUCUGCAUUUGCACUUGUUCAAAAACGCUGAGGAGUCGCGUCGCGUUGCACCGGCUAUAAGCAUUAACCUGAAAGGCUGUGAGGUCAACCCGGAUGUAAACCUCUCGCAGGGCAGGUAUGCGAUUCGCCUAGAGGUUCCUCCGAACGGUGGACACGGAACCAACAGUGAAGUGUGGGUGCGCUGCGAGAACGAACAGCAGUAUGCUAAGUGGAUGGCUGCCUGUCGACUGGCGGCCAAGGGAAGAUCCCUCGCGGACAGCUCGUACGAGAGUGAAGUGGAUGGUAUACUUUCGCUGCUACAGAUGCAGCGACCCGUGCAUGGCAUACAUGUGAACAUUGAUCCUCGAUCCGUAGAAGCAGUUGAUUAUCUGUCACCCAAGAUCCUUCGUAAACUAUCCAACAAGGCAGUUCAGCGGAUUCUUGAAGCCCAUGCCAACGUGAGGGAGCUCAAUCCCCUAGACUCCAAGAUGAAGUACAUCCAGGCUUGGAGAUCGCUGCCAGACUUCGGAGUCACCCUGUUCAUCAUUAAGUUUGAUGGACAUCGGAAGGAAGAGCUGCUGGGCGUAGCUCACAAUCGCAUCAUGCGCAUGGAUCUGAGUUCAGGAGAUCACAUAAAGACAUGGCGGUAUAACACGAUGAAGGCCUGGAAUGUUAACUGGAACAUUAAGUGCAUGAUGAUCCAGUUCGAGGACGAGAACGUGGUCUUCUCUUGUCACUCAGCCGACUGCAAGGUGGUACACGAGUUCAUCGGUGGCUACAUCUUCAUGUCGAUGCGCUCCAAGGAAAACAACCAGACCCUUAACGAGGAACUCUUCCACAAGCUGACAGGCGGCUGGUCCUAGGGCCCUUUUAUUACUCGAAUUUAAUGGCAGCCAAUUUCAAUUGUAAACAAAUGUUUUUAUUGUUAACCAACUGAUAGACUCACAACUUCAAUGCAAUACGUUUAUUAACGUUCAUUUUACCUUUUAAUUCGUUGUUAACUAAUCUUGUUGAUGAUUUUUAAUCCCGAAAAUAGCUUGCCAAUGGCCCUUUUGCCUACCCAAUUUUUAAAACAGACUUAACCGUGGCCUUUGCAAUGUUUUUGUAUGACUAACUUUUAAGUGUACAAUAAAUAAAGU
Messenger RNA from Drosophila eugracilis, 2624 nucleotides. Its product is annotated as unc-112-related protein. The transcript has 2 exons. NCBI's taxonomy places the organism in Eukaryota, Metazoa, Arthropoda, Insecta, Diptera, Drosophilidae. Gene Ontology annotation, biological process: cell-matrix adhesion; integrin-mediated signaling pathway. The record is from RefSeq and is a predicted model, not a curated record. The coding region runs from base 306 to 2348 and encodes 680 amino acids. Gene Ontology annotation, cellular component: cell-substrate junction. Gene Ontology annotation, molecular function: integrin binding.